Molecule: messenger RNA, 870 nt
Organism: Daldinia decipiens
Lineage: Eukaryota; Fungi; Ascomycota; Sordariomycetes; Xylariales; Hypoxylaceae
Exons: 1
Coding region: 270-569 (99 amino acids)
Source: RefSeq, a predicted model, not a curated record
UACACCAGUCUCAACACCAUUGAUUUACUUGCUAUUGCUUUUAUUAUUAUUUCUAUUACGUACGUACCUACCAACAGUCAGGCUCAGUCCAACAGUUACACCUCACUAUCCUGAGCCAUCGUAUCUUCCGCGAUGCUUUCUACGAGGCCCCGCGUGCUAUUGUCGCCGGCUUUGCUGCAAACCGGAUCCCUUCUGAUAUUCUUCCCUUCCUUAUCACGCUUCUGGAACUUACUGAGAUCCCGUAUACCUAUGGAAAUAUUAUUAUAAACAUGCAAGACCGCUUACAGAGAAACAUAGAAGAAACCAACGCCGCGUCCCUCGUCGAUUUCUCGCUGUCAGAUUACACGUUCAUAAGUAGACAAUAUGCGGCUUCCGAGUCGCUAGCACAAAGCCUAGCAGAUAAGGUGACCCCUAUUCUCGCAGGAGGGGCAGGAUAUUGGCCCGAGGAUGACCUAGACUUUAGUAGGAUUAAUGAGCUAAAUGGGGAAAAGAAAAGGGAGCUCCUGGAUAAAUGGCAAACCGAGGUAUCCCUAGCACAACUUUCGCUACUUGACCUUGAUGACGACUAAACGAGGAGAAACUUCUCAUAAAAUAAAGGGGGAGCUACCCAGAUCUACAUCUAGUUUACUACUGUUACAUAAGAUAAGUGUCCAAGCGAUAUAUACGGUAUUGGCCUAGAGACUAUGCCAACAAAUUUGUUCCUGUGUAUAGAGUUGGCGAGUAUUUUAACCCUCUGAGGCUAGAUACAGUUCGAUAUAAAUGAUUUCUCGUAUGUGAACUGAAGAAAACACCAUGAAAAUUCAGCUUCCCUUUAUUAGUAAACCUUUAAAGAAAGCAGGAUAAUUUCAGGGGAAACCAGAGAUCAUUGUA